AGUAUAUGUAAAACAUUGUGGGAGACACGUGGCAUUGUGUUUCUCUGAGUCUUCAUGGCGUUCUCUGUGACACUCUCCUACACCUCCUUCCCUUGCCUUCCUCGCUUCAAGCAAACUUUGGGAAGAAAAAGCGCUAAUUUUCCAUUGAUUCGUGCAGUGCAAAGUGGUGAAGGAGAGACCCCAGAGAGUAAGAGUGAAGGGACAUCCAAUGCUCAGUCUUCAAGUGCUGCUGCUGCACCUAAGAUUCCCAAGAAACCUGUCUAUUCCAUGAAGAAAGGUCAGAUUGUGAGGGUGGACAAGGAGAAAUAUCUCAAUAGCGUCAACUAUCUUUCUGUUGGGCACCCACCUUAUUACAAAGGAUUGGACUACAUUUAUGAAGACCGUGGUGAGGUACUGGAUAUGCGUAUAUUUGAAACAGGAGAGCAUGCACUUGUUGCGUGGGUAGGGGUACCCACUGCUCCAGCUUGGCUUCCUACGUACAUGCUUAUCAAGUCAGAGAAGCUCAACUAUGAGAGGCUAUGACCUACAGUUGGGGCGCACAAGAUUGCUAUAUAACUCAUUGUUUUCCUGAUGUUACAAGAGUAUAAUUCAAGAAGCCGGGUUUGAAACACCAUCUGAGACUGUACCCCAUCUUUAGUGCAGAGUACUUCGAAGUUUUGUGAUGAAUGUGCAUUUGUGGCUAUUCGUAAUUUUUAAUAAGGAUAAAUGGUCGUUUGAUUUGAAAAAAAAAAUUGUUUUUAUUUUUUA
Molecule: messenger RNA, 747 nt
Organism: Cajanus cajan (pigeon pea)
Lineage: Eukaryota; Viridiplantae; Streptophyta; Magnoliopsida; Fabales; Fabaceae
Gene: NDHO
Product: NAD(P)H:plastoquinone dehydrogenase complex subunit O
Cellular component (GO): plasma membrane
Molecular function (GO): oxidoreductase activity, acting on NAD(P)H, quinone or similar compound as acceptor
Source: RefSeq, a predicted model, not a curated record